Molecule: messenger RNA, 1017 nt
Organism: Helobdella robusta
Lineage: Eukaryota; Metazoa; Annelida; Clitellata; Rhynchobdellida; Glossiphoniidae
Exons: 7
Coding region: 1-1017 (338 amino acids)
Source: RefSeq, a predicted model, not a curated record
AUGAAUCAACCACAAAUUGUAGUAACAGUAGUAUUGGUAGUACUGGUGGUAGCGUCAACGUCGACGGCCACCUAUGUUUAUAGCAACUGCUACGGCGAUUACUGCUUCUAUACUGAUAACCAGCAGUGGAAUGAGGCCAUGUCGUUUGAAGCCUUCCAGACGAAAUGCGAUAACAUGAAGCCGGACAGCUGGCCAUUAGAAAUAUACAACGAAGAAAUGUCAAUCAACCUUAGAGCGUUUAUCAAUGGAAACAGUUAUGUGAAUCAAGAUAAGAGAUAUGACGUCAUCCUAAAUUUGAAAAGAAGAAGCACCAACUGGGUUUGGCUAGAUGGAAAACCGUAUCAAAAUGUAUCAAAAAACCCGCCACCCCAGUGCUCAACAAGUAGUAGCAGCACGAAUUUCCGAAUUGUGGAUGAAGUUUGCUACGAGACGGUAGUCAACAAAGACAAACAAACGUCAUCAUGGUUCCAGGCCCAAAACAGCUGCGUAGAAAAGGGCGGAACCCUGGCUACGUUGCCAAAAAACAUUCCGGCAGACUUCAACAAAACUCUGGCGGCUAUCACGAGGGAUCAGCAGAGUUACUGGAUUGGACUGGUGCGCGAUUAUUGGAGUUGGAUUGCCAGGCCAGCGCUGAUACAAGAGUACACAAACUGGUACAAUGGAUACCCUCUACCUGGGAACCUGGACGUAGACCCAAGCAAGGUUUUCACAUUCCUGGAUCACUACAACGGUGAUAUAUGGAAAGAUUUUGUUGACGCAAAGGAUAUCUCCCUCCACGUUAUCUGCAUGACGUUUUUAGCAUCUGACCUAUCUACUCCUACUUCGACAACGAACGGUGGUCCUAACAACAACAACAACAACAAUAAUAAUAAUACAAAUGAUAAAGGGGUGGGCAUUUUAUGCGGCCCGCGAGGCCUUGUUUGCCAUAAAAAAAGGCCGUCAGCUAGACAUUCAGACAAAAUGGUGGUCCCAAGUUUUGAAAAAUUUUCCCCCGAGUCUAAAAAAUUUGCUAUCUAA